AUGAACCCAGACUCGUUUGUGCGCACUGACGGCGCGUACGUUUCUUUCCAUGAGGAGUUUGACCUAUCAGUUGUGACAACGCAAGUGGCGGGAAUCGGCCCUAUUGGUCCCCCCCGCCGCAUCGACCUAUCAGACGACAUUUGUAGUGUGGUGGGACAGCACGUGUGGAAGGUGGGCAGCGCAUCAGGGCUAACCCAGGGCACCAUAGCAGCAUAUGCAGUGGAGCACAGAGAGGGAGAGACGUCCCUCUUCACAGACCUCCUUAUUGUGGGCCGGGACGGCCAUGCAUUUGAUUGUGAAGGGGACUCGGGUGCGCUCGUGCUCAUGCUCCCCACUGCAGCAGCACAAUCACCCAUCAUGCUCGCCACUGCUGCACUGUCGUCUCCUCCCCCUGCUGCUCCGCCUCCUCCCCCUUCUUCUCCGCCUCCUCCCCCCUCUUCUCCUCUUGCUGCGCCCAUACCUUCCACCGCUCUUCCCAUUCCCUCUGCACCAGCAGCAGCACCAGAAGAAUCAGCAACAACAGCAGCGGCAGCCGUAGCAGCAGCAGUAGCAGCAACAGCAGGGCCACGAGAACCAGCACCAGCAGCAGCAGAAGCAGCACCAUCAACAGCAGCCUCAGCAGGAAUACCGGCAGCUGCAGCACGAUCACCACUACCACUACCACAACCAUCAGCAGCAGCAGCAGCAGCGUUGCUAGUGCCAGUUGCGAUGGUGUUGGGCGGAGCAGCAAGCAGAGGGGGGAUGAAGCUGGGGAGUGGCAGGGGGGCGCAGCAGUGCAGCAGUGCAGUUGACCUCUUUCGCCUGCUCUCCCUGUUGGAACUUGAGAUGGUUACCAGUGACGGCGAAUUGACAG
This is a messenger RNA of Closterium sp. Naga37s-1, 853 nucleotides long. Lineage: Eukaryota; Viridiplantae; Streptophyta; Zygnematophyceae; Desmidiales; Closteriaceae. The record is from the annotation of a GenBank genome assembly.